This is a messenger RNA of Helianthus annuus (common sunflower), 1950 nucleotides long. RefSeq names its product caldesmon-like. Bases 1 to 1950 code for a protein of 649 amino acids. The record is from RefSeq and is a predicted model, not a curated record. The transcript is spliced from 6 exons. NCBI's taxonomy places the organism in Eukaryota, Viridiplantae, Streptophyta, Magnoliopsida, Asterales, Asteraceae.
AUGCUACUGAAGGGAAAAGCUGGUGCUGGUGGGUCGAAGAGUUCCGGGAGCGCGGGUUCUCGCAACCCUGAAGCUGGCGCGACUCCGUCUUUCCCAGAGGAUGAAGAAGUGGAAGAGGAAGAUGCUGCUGCUCAACUUAUUGGGCGGAAAAGGGGUAGGAGCGAGGCUACAACUGGUGUGGCUUCCGCGCCUCAAUCUGUUGUGAUCCCUGCGAUAGGGAAGACGAGCAGGCUGCGCUCGUUGUAUCAAUUUUCUCCUGAGAUCAAGAAGAAGACCCCUGAAAAGGCGGUUACAUUCAGUGAGGCGGGGGUAAAAAGACCCAAGAUAACCGUCAGGCCCACUGACACUGCAGCCCAGGACGCCGCGAAGGCGGCUGAGGCGCAGCGAAAGGUGGAGGAGGAAGAAGAGGAAAGGAAGCGCAGGGCGGAGCAGGAGAGGCUUGCUGAGGUGGCUAGGAAGCAGGCCUUGGAGAAGGAGGUAGCGGCGAAAAAGGCUAUGGAUCAGCCUUUGAAGUCUCAAGGUCCUGAGGUCACCAGGCCAACCAGCACCGGCCCUGUUAUCACUUCGAAAGGGUCCGGCCGCUACUCUUCUAGCGGCGCGAGCUCCGGUGGAGCCGGGGGUUAUAACCCUAACGUGAUAGGGGCGAAAGAUACCGUUGGAGAUAUCUACUAUAAGACAUAUACUGAAGAAGAGCGUGGGGAUGCUCCUCAUCAAGCCCCCUGGAGUUUAAAACAGAAAGAUACUUUUAUCGAAUUCAGCCCUGCGCGUGAGUGGUUCCUGAACUCCUUUACACCUGCUGAAGUCCAUCGACAAAGGGCGAAACCUCACGAAAUGUUGUAUCGUACUUAUAUUCUUGGUGAGGCUAACGCUCGUGCUGCCAACCAUCAAAUAGUUCGCGAAUGGCGAACGAUGGUUCGGGAGCGCGCCGACUGGGAGGCUUAUCGCGAGCGUAAGCUGAAACGUAUUGCUGAAUUCGAAAAAUCGAAAGCCGCGUUUGGUGAGGAGAGAGCCAAGUUUGAGGCUGACAAGAAGGCUGAAGAGUGGGGUCGCGAGGGGCUGCAGAAAAAACUCCACAAUGUUGAGGAGCAACUGGCCAAGGAGAAGGCCGAUUUUAAGCGCAUAUGCGCCCAAGACAACGAUCGUGCUUUUGCGUUACGACAGAAGAUCGUUGAUCUUGAGGCCAAAGUUGCGGACUUGACCUCAAAGGUGGAGGAAGCGCAGGGUGAAAGAGCUGCCAAGCAGCAGAUGGAGGUUGAGCUGACUGAAGCCAAGGUGCAAUUGUCUAACAAGGACAAGGAUCUCCAUGCCAAGGACGUUGAGAUAGCGGAACUCAAACGUCGCUUGAAUGAGCAAAUCGACAGAUGCGAGUCUUUGGAGAUUGACCUUGAGGCUGAGAAGGUCAAGGCCGCUGAUGCGGAGGAGGCGCGUGCUGUGAGCACUGCCGCGCUGAAUGUGGCCCAAACCAACUAUUCUGAGGCUCAAGGUAUCGUCGAUACGCUUGUCUCAGAAGCGGAGUGGAUGCGCACUCGUGGAGUAGUGUUGGUUGCCAACUCCAUCCUAAAUGCGAACGAGCUAGAUCGCGCCGUAGCGGCUCUGACAGACGCGGCGCGUGCGGUGGGUCAUCGGGGAGGCUACCUGGAGUGUGCUGAUCAUGUUGAGCAAAUGCUUGGGCAAGAAUUUGACACAAGUCAUUGCUCAGUGACAGAACAUGCCGAUGCUGCGCUGGCAAGUGCUGAAAAUUCCUAUGACAACCUCUCCUUGCCUAUCAUGGAGUUAGUUGUCGAAUCGUUAAAGAAAGACGACUGGUGCCAGCGUCUUAAGGCAAUCCUCGAUCCACCAGUUACCGUCGAGGUGUCUGACGAAGAGCCCGCCGGUGACGACGGUGAUGAUGGCAAUGACGAUGAUGGUGAAGACGACGGAGAUGAUGGUGAUGAUCGUCGCGAAGAAUAG